Messenger RNA from Xenia sp. Carnegie-2017, 1358 nucleotides. RefSeq lists its product as uncharacterized. The transcript is spliced from 6 exons. Gene Ontology annotation, molecular function: ubiquitin-protein transferase activity. Lineage: Eukaryota; Metazoa; Cnidaria; Anthozoa; Malacalcyonacea; Xeniidae. Bases 69 to 1358 code for a protein of 429 amino acids. The record is from RefSeq and is a predicted model, not a curated record.
UUUAUAUAGCACUCUUCCUGGUGCAAAGAAGCUUUGUAUUCCCAUAACCUCCACCUUGUUUCAUUGGAAUGCAAGAGGUUUUGUCUAUCUGCUUGAGGGAUACGUUGUAUGUGGCAACUGAACAACCCCCCCUCAAAAUGAAAAUACAACAAUCAACUAUUAAUAACUUUAUCUCGCAUUCAGAGUCUGAAAAUGAUUUCACUCCCGGAGGUGAAAAUUUGGUAAAUGACAAGAGGCUUGAAAAUGAAGAAAACCCUGUAAAAGAACAAAUUACUGUAAAUGACUCGAAAAGCAGUAUAAGUGAAGAAUUGAAUUGUACUCCAAGAGUAAGCAAUUAUGAACAUAUGAUCAUAGAAAAAGAAAUCAUUAUUUCAGACGAUGAGGUCGAGCUUGUUGAAACGUCACAGGCUGAGAGAAAUGAGGAAUAUGCAUCCUUACAGUCGAUAUUGUCAGAUAUUUCUGCAAAGGAAAUUGACAAGGAGUCUAGAUCAUUCAUAAAUGUUCAUCGUAGCCAAAUAUGGGUCGACUCUUGUCGUCAUUUAAACAAGAAGAAAAAAUUCAAAUCAAUCAAAUUCAAUCCAAAAUUCAAUCCAAAAGCUGCUGUGUCAAUUAAAUUUGCUGAUAGCCAUGGAGGCAAUGAGGGUGCUGUAGAUGCAGGAGGACCGUGCAGAGAAUACUUUAGGCUAUUGCUCCGCGCUGUGAAUCUUGAAGCUGGGAUAUUUUGUGGUCCUGAGGACAAUCGCGUUCUUUUCAAAAAUGCCACGGGUGAGAACAGGGAAUUGAUCAAGCGAAGUUAUGAUUUCAUUAGUGAUGCCAGUAGUGUUGAUGACAUCAACAAAAUACUUGAAGACAACGUUUUAAAGAACAUGUUAGAAGCCCAAGGAGCUCUUCCUUUUGUGUCAGAUGUAAAUGAGAAAACCCAAAUCUGUACGUUGUUGGUCCAACAUGCUCUAUUGGAUUCUGUGCAGUUUCUUCUCAAUGAGCUUAAAGAAGGACUUGAAACAUUUGGCGUUUUGGAAUCGAUUCAACGAUAUCCUGAAAAAUUUAGAGAAGUAUUUUUCAUGGGCGAAAUGAGUAAAUUAGAUGUGCAACUGGUUGAUCUUCUGUUCAUUCCUAAUUACGACAAAGAAGGAUCAAAUAUUCGAUUUUCACAAGAAGAGGCUGUUGUAUAUUUUCGAGAUUACUUACAGGAUUGCAUGGAUGGGGACGCCGAGGCAAGCCUGACUCAAGUAUUUAUUUUUGCAACUGGGGCAUACUGCCCACCUCCUCUUGGAUUCGACAAUGAGUCUUCCCUUGAAUUCACAGAAGGAAAAUUUCGAAAGCAAAUACAUGUGUUCCAGUUCUUUAUUUACCGUUAG